Messenger RNA from Symbiodinium necroappetens, 453 nucleotides. Lineage: Eukaryota; Dinophyceae; Suessiales; Symbiodiniaceae. The record is from the annotation of a GenBank genome assembly.
AUGCUUCCACAGACCUGGGAGGACCCUAAUGUCAUCACCCACAAGGAAACCAAUUGCGCCGGCGACAACGAUCCCGUGGAUAUCGUGGAAAUCGGCUCUGAGGCCCUAGCACAGGGCUCCGUGGAGAAAGUCAAGGUGCUAGGAGCCUUGGCCAUGAUCGAUGAUGGAGAGCUGGAUUGGAAGAUCAUCGGCAUCCGCGCAGCGGAUAGUUUGGCAGCAGAGCUGAACGACAUCGCCGAUGUAGAGGCAAAAUGUCCGGGGGUCAUCAGCGGCAUUCGCGAGUGGUUCCGCUGGUACAAGACCCCAGAUGGCAAGCCCCUGAACGCCUUCGGCUAUGAGGAAAAGGCGCUGGACAAGAAGUUCGCCCUUGAGGUCAUUGAGGAGACCCACGACGCAUGGAAGAAGCUGAGAGAGGGAAGCACCGACAAGGGCAAGCUUUGGGUCGGCAAGUAA